AUGAUAAUUAGAGCAGACAAUGAAAAAUCGUUUGUAAACAAGGACGUGAUCGACUUGCUCCGCCAAUACAACAUAAGGCUCCACACAUCGACUCCCUACUAUCCCAAAGGGAACGGGAAGGCGGAAGCAAAAAAUAAGACGCUCAUCCAGAUCCUUAGUAGAACAGUGCUUGACCAUCAUAGAGAAUGGCACGAACAAUUGUCGGUGGCGCUCUGGGCAUACAGGAUUUCAAAGCGUAGUUCCACGGGAGCAUCCCCUUAUUCACUCGUCUACGGAGAAGAUGCAAUCCUGCCUGCGGAAAUAACGAUCCCAUCUGCGAGAGUAGCAAUGGCUAGUCACACCACACCCGAUGAAAUUAGCCGCUUCGCUCACCUAGAGACAAUAGAGGAAAGGAUAACACGAGCGGAAAGAUUCGCGGAAGCUUACAGAAAGCGCGCAUCUAACUAUUAUAACCAAAGCGUAAAAGAAAGAGCGUUUAAGGUGGAUGAGUUGGUUUUAAAAAUCGCACCACACGUACAAAGAAACGCCGGUGCUGGAAAGUUUGCCGCAAAUUGGGAAGGCUCGUUUAUGAUAAGGAAAGUAGAAGAAAGCGGAUAA
Papaver somniferum (opium poppy) is the source of this 597-nucleotide messenger RNA. RefSeq lists its product as uncharacterized. Gene Ontology annotation, molecular function: nucleic acid binding. The transcript has a single exon. Gene Ontology annotation, biological process: DNA integration. NCBI's taxonomy places the organism in Eukaryota, Viridiplantae, Streptophyta, Magnoliopsida, Ranunculales, Papaveraceae. The record is from RefSeq and is a predicted model, not a curated record. The coding region runs from base 1 to 597 and encodes 198 amino acids.